AUGGCAGGACUCCUGUUGUUUGUCGUCCUCAUGCUUCUUCUUCCACCUAAACUGACAGUGAAUCCACCAGUGAUCACAGAGACAGACUCAGUCACACUGAACUGUCAGGCUCCACCAUCACUGUCUGUGACUCAGUGUUAUUUCUACAUUUUAAAAGUAGAAAGAGUCCUCUCUUGUCUGCAGACACUGUCAGGGACUGAACUGCUGAUGAUGACACAUCAGAAAUCACCUGCUACAGUUGAAUUGCAAUGUUAUUACAAAGCAGUUGUUGGAGAGACAAAUGCUCCAUCUCCAGUCAGUGACACUUCCUCCAUCAUGAUACAAACUCAGCUUCGACCUAAACUGACAGUGAAUCCACCAGUGAUCACAGAGACAGACUCAGUCACACUGAACUGUCAGACUCCAUCAUCAGUGUCUGUGACUCAGUGUUAUUUCUACACUUUAAGUGGAGGAACUGUCAGAGUCCUCUCUUGUCUGCAGACACUGACAGGGACUGAACUGCUGAUGAUGGCACAUCAGAAAUCACCUGCUGAGAUUAAAGUGAAAUGUUAUUACACUGUAAAACGUGGAGAGACAAAUUCUCCAUCUCCACACAGUGACACAACCUCCAUCAUGAUACAAAGUGCUGCAGAAAACAAUGAGAGACAAACUGAUUUAACAACCUCCAUUUCUACUACAAAGUCACCUGUGGGUGGAGGUGAUGAAGGUCAGACUGUUAACAGAGCUACCACUCCUGUAACUCCUGUAAAACCAGCAUCAGAUCAGAGUUCUGUUCCACCAGGUCAUACUGUUGGCUCGACCACUACUUCCUUAACAUCAGUGAAAACAACAUCAGAAACAUGGACGUGGAAGUUGGUUGUUGUUGGUAUUGGAGUUACUGGUUUUGGAGUAACUGUAGGUGUCAUCUCUCUGGGAUUGGCACUUCUCUGUUCCCAAAGAAGAACUGGUGAGAACUAUAUCAAAUGUGUUCAAUGAAACUUGAAUGUA
Scomber japonicus (chub mackerel) is the source of this 987-nucleotide messenger RNA. RefSeq lists its product as uncharacterized. The transcript has 7 exons. The record is from RefSeq and is a predicted model, not a curated record. The coding region runs from base 1 to 975 and encodes 324 amino acids. Lineage: Eukaryota; Metazoa; Chordata; Actinopteri; Scombriformes; Scombridae.